Plasmodium berghei ANKA is the source of this 720-nucleotide messenger RNA. RefSeq names its product ribonuclease P protein subunit RPR2, putative. The transcript has a single exon. Gene Ontology annotation, cellular component: nucleolar ribonuclease P complex. The record is from RefSeq and is a predicted model, not a curated record. Gene Ontology annotation, biological process: tRNA processing. NCBI's taxonomy places the organism in Eukaryota, Apicomplexa, Aconoidasida, Haemosporida, Plasmodiidae. The coding region runs from base 1 to 720 and encodes 239 amino acids.
AUGCAUAAUUCAAAACAUGAAAGUUAUAUUAAUGAAGAACUUUUAUUGAAAAAUGAAGAUAAUUGUGAACAAUUAAAAAAUAAAGCAAAUAAUCCAAAUGAUAACGGAAAUAAUAGUAACAAUGUAACAAAAUGUGAUAAUAUGGAAGAAAAAGGGAAUUAUAAUUUUGUUGAUAAUACAAAAAAUCUUGAAAAAACUAACAUUCCACUGAGUAGGGGCUUAAAUGAAAAUUCACAAAUAAACCAACUUCAUACUAAUAAACCAAAGAAAAGAAAAAAAAGGACAAAAAAAUGUAAUGAUAAUAAAGAAUUGCUGAAACCUUCAAAUCAAAUGGUUAGGAUAAAUUAUUUAUUACAAGCAUCAUUCCUAAUGAAUAAAUUUAGUCCUAAUUUAUCAAGAAAAUAUAUUAAAACUAUGAGAAGACUUUCCAAUAAAUUUUUAAUAAAAUAUGAUAAAAAUUUUAAAAAACUAUUUUGUAAAAAAUGUAAUUCAGUUUUUAUUCCCAAUGUUACUUGCAAUAUAUUUGUUAAUCCACUGAAUAUACAAAAAAAAAAUAAAAAUCAUAUUGUUAAAAAUUCUAUAAGUACAAAUGAAAGUGUAAAGGAGCGAGACGAAUGCUUAGUUUCAUAUCAGUGUAAUCAUUGCCAACACAUCACAAAAUUUGUUUAUGAAAAUAAUCUACCAAUUCCUAUUGAAAAUGAGAACAUUACCACAGUAUAA